CCUCAGCACCAACGGCAUCUUCCACGAGAUCGACAAGAUUCUAUAUCCUCCCCAAUUCGACGCAUUCAAAGACUUGGACGUUCCUAUGAACCUGAGUGACGUGGCAGAUCGUCAUGGUUACAGAACGUUCUACAGACUGCUGCAGGACUCUGGUGUGACAGACCUGCUGAAGGACGGGGCGUACCAGCCGCUGACCGUCUUCCUGCCCUCAGACGACGUCAUGGCGUCUCUGCCACAGGAGCAGAAGGACUUCCUGUUUCACAGAGACAACCGAGCUCAGCUGCUGGAGUACCUCAAGUUCCACAUCCUGCAAAACCGGAAGGUGUACGCCGAAGGUCUGAUCUACCUGGACUCUGCUCGGAGUCUGCAGGGUUCACCUCUGACUUUCAGCUGUGGAGGGAUGGACGCCAUUGGAGAAGUGUUUGUCAACGACGGAAAGUGUCGGAUCGUUCAGAGACACCUCUUCUUUAACGGUGGCAUCGCCUACGGGAUCGACUGCCUGCUGACUCCGCCCAGCCUCGGGGGACACUGCAGCAAACAGACGAUCUUUGACCUUGAGAUGAGCUGUGAUCUGUGCACGCUCUCAGCAUCUCGCUGUCAGGGCUCCAAACUAAAGGAGGUCCAGAAGUGCGACCUGCCGUCAUUGUUAAUUACUAAAAACACGGGCUGUCGCACCAUCUGCACGGUCAGCUUCCUGAAGCCAAAGUGUUGUCAUGGUUACUACGGACGGGACUGCCUGGCCUGUCCCGGCGGCAGCAGCUCUCCCUGCAGUAACCGGGGGAAAUGUGACGACAGUCACCUUGGUAACGGCACCUGUACCUGUGAGGUCGGUUUUGGGGGCGUGGCCUGUGAGCUGUGCAGUGAAGGGUUCUACGGAGGCAGAUGUAAAGCCUGUAACUGUUCAGAACACGGGUCAUGUGACCAGGGACGGACAGGUACAGGAGUGUGUUUCUGUGAGGCCGGCUGGACCGGAGAGCGCUGUGAGAGCCCCCAGGCUGAGGUUCUGGAGUGUUCUCCGUCCUGUGCUCCAAAAGCGGUCUGUCGUGAGAACAACACCUGUGUGUGUCGGCCAUUUUAUGAAGGAGACGGCUUAACCUGUGCAGUUAUGGACAUCUGUAGCGUGUGGAACGGCGGCUGUGCCAAAGGAGCCAGUUGUUCUCAGGUAGGAGAACAGGUGAGCUGCACGUGUCCUAAAGGUCACAAUGGAGACGGCUUCACCUGUCUGCCCAUCGACCCCUGCGUCUCGGGGGACAAUGGAGGCUGCCACGAGCAUGCCACAUGCACCAUGAUGGCUCCGGGGAAGAAGAAGUGCACCUGCAAGGACAACUACAUCGGAGACGGAGUCACCUGUGAGGUCAAACAGCAGCCAAUCAGCCGCUGUCUCCAAGACAACGGACAAUGUCAUCAAGACGCCAAAUGUACCGACCUGCACUUUGAAGAUACAAAGUUUGGUGUGUUUCACUACCGUUCAGUUCGAGGUCAGUACAAACUGACUUACAGCGACGCUCAGCAGGCCUGCAGUGCAGAGGGAGGCAGCAUCGCUACAUACACUCAACUGUCCUACGCUCAGCAGGGGGGGCUGAACCUGUGUGCUGCCGGCUGGUUGGACUCGGCCCGGGUUGCGUACCCGACGACCUAUUCAAGCCCUCAGUGUGGUUUCGGACAUGUGGGCAUCGUGGACUACGGGACACGGAAGAACCUGAGUGAGACCUGGGACACCUUCUGCUUCCGGAUGAAGGAGGUGACGUGUGAGUGUAGUCCAGGAUAUGUCGGAGACGGUCUCAGCUGUGUUGGAAACCUGCUGCAGGUCCUCAGAUCUACGCCCAACUUCUCAAACUUCUUCUCUCAAAUCCUGAACUCGUCUCAGGUGAGUGAAUCAGGUAAACAGUUUGUGAGGAGACUCGGCAACCUGACCGUUCAGUCCACUCUGUUCGUACCCGACAACGACGGCCUACCUGACAACCAGACUCUGUCCAUGCGGGACAUCGAGUUCCACCUGUCCGAGGGUCUGGCUCUUCCUCUCGUCCAGCUGAAGAACGGCACUCGCAUCAGAACUCGUGUCGGCGGUCUGACCGUCCGAGGAGUCGCUGACCAGAUGAAUCCGUCGGCUCUGUCGUCUCGUUACAUCAACGACCGCUUCAUCACCGACUCGGACAUCCAGGCUUCAAACGGGGUCAUCCAUGUUCUCCAGGGGCCGCUGAAAGCCCCGCCCCCUCGCCAACAGAUGAAGGUGGCUCACAGGGCGGGGCUUGGAGUUGGAGUCGUGGUCCUGGUCAUUCUGCUGGGCGCGUUCGUCUUCGUUGGAUAUAAAUUCUACGCCCACAAAACCAAACCGUUCAGGUUUCACUACUUCAAGGACGAGGAGGAAGAAGCUCCACCCCCUCCCGACACCAAUCGCAGCAUCUGUAACCCGGUUUAUGAACCUGCAGAGUCCGGCUCACCUGAGGCCGCAGCGGAGGACAAACCCGAGGCGGUGAACGGAGGAUCGUACGACCUGCUGUCUGAUGGGCUGGAAACUUCCUAAGAUCUGACACCUGUGUGGACCGACGGUCUGACAGGGACAGGGAUCAUCUUCUCCUCUUACAGAGAGCAGCUGUGUCCUCUGAGGACUUAACUCUGAGUCCAGACCCGACCCGACCCCCUUCCCUCCCACUAGCACAACACUAAUGAUGCGUUCAGAUGACCAAAACUAAAGUCUGGACUGUACAGUUUUUCUGCUGGACGUGAAGACAGCUGCUGGUUCCAGGUCUCAGAGACUCUGAAGUUUCAGAAUAAAAAAUACCUCAACUGCAAAAAAGAAAUGUUUUUGAA
Molecule: messenger RNA, 2811 nt
Organism: Labrus bergylta (ballan wrasse)
Lineage: Eukaryota; Metazoa; Chordata; Actinopteri; Labriformes; Labridae
Source: RefSeq, a predicted model, not a curated record